GUGGCGUCAUGUUCCGUAAAAUAUCAGUUCGCAGCUGAUGCGAGGUUGAAUAUGAUCGUAUCUUUUAGACUUUCUGAUAAUGUGUGUGAAACAAAGAAGCGUGGCAUGAAUUCUGAAACUUUUUAGUAGGUUCCAGCGUACAUGAAUUGACAAUGUGUCUUUUUGUCACUUUAAUUAUGGUGACUGUGAUUUGUGCAAAGGCUUGUCCCCACGCGUGUGAUUGUAAUGAUUUCCUUCGCGGUCCUUUACAAGAUGACAGUACUUACACAAGUGUUACCUGUAGGAGUGCAACGAACGUGACAAACGAAAUUCCGACAUCAAUCAACAAGUUAAGCUUUCAUAACCUGUCAUAUAUUGACACCAAAAUUGUGUUAACACAUAACUCGCUCAACCACGAAAAAUUUCCAAAAUUGUCUCACGUAAGUUUUCUAUACUGCAAUGUAUUGAAUUUGUCGUACGCCAAUUUAAAUGGACUUUCGAAAUUGAAAUUACUGGAUUUAUCACGUAGUAAAGUAACGCAUUUGGAAGAGCCAUUCAAUAUCACAAACUUAGAAGCUUUAGAUCUGUCAAGUAAUCGGAUAAGAGUGAUUGCCGAUAAUGUAUUUCACAAUCUCUCCUCUCUCAGGACGUUGAAUUUGAGCGGAAACCUCGUUGAGCUCCUUAAUCAAACUAUAUUCACGGGGAUGUCCAAAUUAGAAAGUUUAGAUCUGGCAGGAAACAGAUUGUCGAUAUUUAAAAGCGAAUAUUUCAUUUCGUUAUCCACACUUCAAUACCUAAAUUUAAGCAACAAUCUGUUACAAGUGCUAAAUGAAGCAUGCUGCGACAGCCUCCAGCGGUUACGACAUUUAGAUGUGUCUCAGAAUCGUUUGGCACGCGUUGCUCCUGGCAGCUUACAACUUCCGAGUUUAUCUCAUUUAGUGCUCGCUGAAAACCCGGCGCUCGGAAGAUCACGUAGUCCAUCACUUCUUAUAGGUCUAGGCAAACGUUUACAAAAUGUGGAUAUUUCAAACACAGGUUUAAUCAACAUUCCGCCGGCGAUUACUCAUUCCAUAAAAAUCCUGCGACUAUCCAGAAAUUUCAUCCGUUACAUCGGAUGCGGGCACUUAGAUUCGUAUCCACUUUUGAAGCUGCUUGACUUCAGUUCUAACGAUCUUGAAGUCAUCGAAGACGACGCAUUGGGGCGCCUAGAUUUGCUUUCCGAAUUGUACCUUUCAGACAAUAAACUACACUCGCUCCCCCGACAUUUACCGGAAAGUCUAAAGAAGUUAUUUCUGCAACACAAUCAAAUAGAAUCGUUAUCAAGAGGGGAUUUCAGAGGAAUGCCACUUUUACAAACACUUACGCUGUGCGACAAUAAAAUUAAAGAAAUUGAAGAAGGUGCCUUUACUGAGUUGGAAAAUCUGUCCACUUUAGAUUUAUCUCGAAAUCCCAUUAAUGUCUUGCCAGCAGGAGCUUUGGAAGGCCCACGUCAACUGCGAAUUCUUCGUCUUGCCAAUCUCAGCGUUACCUCUCCGGCGAAAGAGAUGACUUUUCCUUUACAUACGACCGAGCAUUUAGUCACGCUGGACCUUUCCAAUAGUUCGGGAUUAACAACGCAAUUUGUUGCAGACACCGCGGCGCUUGCCGCAUCUCGAGAGCUUCAAGAACUUCAUUUAUCAGGUGAACAAUUAAAACACAUUAGUUCUGACUUGCCGAAUUUUCUACCCCAGUUGAGAUUUCUCUAUAUAUCUAAUAAUCCCAUUAAUUUCACUGGUAUACAGUGGAAUCAAUUAAGAAAUAACACGAAGCAAAGGCACGAGUAUACAUCACAAUUACAUUACCAAAAUCGCUCAAAUGAAAUGAAAAUCGGGGAGAGAUUUACGAAUGACAAUUUCAACAACUUCACAGAGGUGAAUGUAAUUCAAACUGAAAGUGCUACCGCUCGUAUAAACAAACCAAGCAAGAGGCGUGCAAAUGACAUUCCGAUCGGCAAGUCAAAUUUGAAAAUGAAGAAACGACAAGAAGAAGGCAGUGUAAUUUUUAAAAAUGAAACUGUAAACGCGGAGAAAGUAAUAAUGUAUUCCGUGACAAAGGGACAUCCGGGAAUUCUGGUGUUAGUAAUGAUCAUUUUGAGUGCAACAACAAUCUUUGUAGUGGUCAUAUUUAAAUCUAGAAAAUAUGUGAAACGCUAUCGACGUCGACGCAACGACAAUGAGGUAAGAAAUAUACCUAACGUAACUGAACUUUGGUGACAUCUACAAAAAUUGGACGAAGAGAGUAUUGUACUGUACGAUACUGUAAUUUAAUGUGAAAUAGUAUUAAUGUGAUAUAAUAUUUGUACCUAUAGUUUUUCUACCAACUGUAAAGUUAUAUAUUUUGAAAGCUGGUGUAAAUUAGUGAGUGAUAUAAUAUAUUAAAUUUAUAAGUAAACGUUGUAAAUAUGUCAUGCUUAUGUUUACUUGUGCCAAUUGCAUGGAUAGAUACAUAGAUAGCUACAUAAAACGCCAAAAUGUACCUACUGAAAUUUGUACUGACAAUUGAAACAAUUCCAAAAUAAUAAAUUGCGUUCUUACCUCUA
This is a messenger RNA of Photinus pyralis (common eastern firefly), 2557 nucleotides long. RefSeq names its product chaoptin-like. Gene Ontology annotation, cellular component: extracellular matrix. The coding region runs from base 153 to 2231 and encodes 692 amino acids. Lineage: Eukaryota; Metazoa; Arthropoda; Insecta; Coleoptera; Lampyridae. Gene Ontology annotation, molecular function: protein binding. The transcript has a single exon. The record is from RefSeq and is a predicted model, not a curated record.